Molecule: messenger RNA, 2622 nt
Organism: Raphanus sativus (radish)
Lineage: Eukaryota; Viridiplantae; Streptophyta; Magnoliopsida; Brassicales; Brassicaceae
Product: probable E3 ubiquitin-protein ligase RZFP34
Exons: 12
Coding region: 1424-2341 (305 amino acids)
Biological process (GO): protein ubiquitination; ubiquitin-dependent protein catabolic process
Cellular component (GO): nucleus
Molecular function (GO): ubiquitin protein ligase activity; zinc ion binding
Source: RefSeq, a predicted model, not a curated record
CCUCCCCUAUAUAAACCCCACACGCGGGGAAAGGUGUCCUCAUUAACUGAAAAGAAAGCUAGCUCGUCGUCGUCACUUUCAAUCGAAUCGUUUCUCGCUUGGAUCGCUUCGUCGGAGAACUCAGCCAGCUUCUCUUCUCGCUCUGAAACUAUCGAAUCGGUGGAGGAGAUUCGCCAGAUCGAGAAAGUUCGUCAUCUCUUCGUAGUGUGUGAAUCAUUCUUUUUAAUCUUUCUCUGUGCGUUUCCGUGAUUAGAUCCUUCGUUUCCUUGGAUGUUUCUAUGGUAAUUGAUUGUUCUCAUACGGUUCAGAUUUGAUUGAUUGGAUUAGGUUAGGUUUCUGUGUGUUGGAUGAGAGCAAGUAGAAAUCGUAGGCCUAAUAGUAAACCAUCCAGCUGAUUUAGUUUCGUGCUUCGUAGAUAUAAAACAGAGUAUGAUGAACCGUGAGUCAGUCUUUGAGUUGGCAAAGGGUGUUUCUUGGAGAAUCUUUUUGGAAGUGUUCUCAUUCAAGGUGAGCCUGAGAGCUGACAGCUCUGAGCUGUGUUCUAGUUAACGGAAGGAUCCAGAAGAGUUGAGGAAACAUUCCUUCUUGUGUCUGCUGUUGAAGAUUUUAUUCUCUACUCUCACCUUAUUUGUUGCUACCCUCGGCAUGGAUAUUUUUUGUUCGUUAACCCAGACCAAUGCAAUCUUCGUUCUACAUAAAAGCCAUGUAAAUCUUAAAACCUUUCUCUUGUCUGGCCAAUAGUGCUUUUUGAAGAAGGCCUCUGCUUGCUCACUAGUUUUUUGUAGCCUCCUUGAGUUUCCUUAGACCUAUAUCAUGACUAGAUUGAUGUUCCCUCUAGCCUUUGGAGUUUGUGAACUUGUCAGUAGAACUUUCUUGUAACUUCUUAGUUCCUUUAGCUUCAAGAGAAAACAGGCCAGAGUCAAAGGAGUAACUUUUCAGGCUUUUGUUCCUUUUAAGAAAUUUCUGAUUCCAUACGUUGACUGAUGGUGCAGUGUGGCAUUGGGAGGUAGGUCUGUCCAUUUUGGACACCCAACCCAUCAUUUUAACCCGGUUUUUCCCAUUUUUUUUUAUGUCAGUCCCAAACCUUGUUUUGAUCUUAAUUUGCCUUGCUUAUCCCCCAGAUUUCAAGAACUGAAGUGAGCACUCAGUGUGCUAAGCUUUUAUUACUUUAUGAAGGCUCCAUCAUCAUCCAAGAGGGCUGUUUUUAGUUUUCCGUUGAACAGGAUAAUUGUAAAUUUUUCUUGUUUUUUAUGAUACUUGCCUCUUGGAGAAAGCUAGUUGGAGCCGUUUCAUAACUGGAUUGUCUUGGUGAUGAUUUGGAUUGGUCUACUGCAAUGUAGAUGGAAGCAACAGUUCAUCGAGUUUUUUCAGGUUACAUAAGCUUUUGCAACAGCUAGCCAGUAUCAUUCACAGAUAGCUCGUAAUGGAGGGGGUACACUUCGACCAUUUCGUUGAGCAACCUCAGAAGACUGACCGAGAUAAGAGUGGGAUGCUCAGCCCUCAUUCACACAAUGAAAAAACUGAGUCGUUGAUUCUGGAACCAGAGGCGGCAGAGUCAUUCUCAAAAGAAAUACUUGAUAGAGGAGAAAUGGAGCAUGGAUGUCCACAUUACAGAAGAAGGUGUUGCAUUAGAGCUCCUUGCUGUGAUGAGAUCUUUGGUUGCCAUCACUGUCAUAAUGAGGCGAAGAACAGUGUAAGUGUAGAUCAGAAACAGAGUCAUGAUAUUCCUCGCCAGAAAGUUGAACAGGUUAUUUGCUUACUCUGUGGCACUGAACAAGAGGUUCGCCAAACUUGUACUAACUGCGGAGUAUGCAUGGGGAAAUACUUCUGUGAAGCCUGCAAGCUCUACGAUGAUGAUACAUCUAAAAAACAGUAUCACUGCGACGGCUGUGGAAUUUGCAGAAUCGGCGGACAUGAAAAUUUCUUUCACUGUCACAAGUGUGGCUGUUGUUACUCAAUCCUUCUCAAGAACAGUCACCCUUGUGUUGAAGGAGCAAUGCAUCACGACUGUCCCAUUUGUUUCGAGUACCUCUUUGAAUCACGGAACGAUGUAACUGUACUGCCCUGUGGACACACCAUCCAUCAGAAGUGCCUGGAGGAAAUGAGAGAACAUUACCAAUACGCGUGCCCGCUGUGCUCAAAAUCUGUAUGCGACAUGUCAAAGGUGUGGGAGAAAUUUGACGUGGAGAUUGCUGCUACACCAAUGCCAGAACCAUACCAGAACAGAAUGGUUCAGAUCCUCUGCAACGACUGUGGGAAAAAAUCGGAGGUGCAGUACCAUGUGGUGGCUCAGAAAUGUCCAGACUGCAAAUCAUACAACACUCGCCAAACCCGAGGCUGAACUGAAGCAGGCUUUUUUUUCUGAAAACAUGGCGUUUUCGAGUUGGUGUUUGCUAUCAGAUGCAUUUAAAGAGCAAUUCACUUGAGCCAAUCGUGUCAUUUGGCUCCUUCACUUGAGUGAGAGUCUCAUCUCUUUACUCUCUGUUUCAGCAUUAUCUGGUUGGUCUUUUGUUAGCUGGUGUUCUGUAAUAAGCCCUAGUUGUUUUCCAUUACUACAUGUCUCCUUUGUCCUUACUCUUGUGUUACCAGUUAUUGAAUAGUUUCAUUCGAUCUUAAAUCAAA